This is a messenger RNA of Thecamonas trahens ATCC 50062, 3231 nucleotides long. RefSeq lists its product as uncharacterized. The transcript is spliced from 3 exons. The record is from RefSeq and is a predicted model, not a curated record. Gene Ontology annotation, molecular function: P-type calcium transporter activity; nucleotide binding. Gene Ontology annotation, cellular component: intracellular membrane-bounded organelle. The coding region runs from base 1 to 3123 and encodes 1040 amino acids. Lineage: Eukaryota; Apusomonadida; Apusomonadidae.
AUGGUCCUCACUGCAGCCUUUGAGGGCCUACACCCCGCUGACGUGGCUGACUCCCGCGCCCGCUUUGGAAGCAAUGCCCUCCCGCCGCCGGCCACAGAGACCUUUAUGGACAAGCUGAAGGACAACUUUGACGACCCGCUCAUCCGGAUUCUCUGCUUGGCUCUGCUGGUGACGAUGGGGCUGGCGGUGCUCGGCUACGCCGACUUUGUCGAGGGCGUCGGCAUCGCUGCUGCCGUCUUUGUUGCCACCUUUGUUGCCACCUACUCUGAGUAUCGCAACGAGGCCUCGUUCCAAGCGCUGCAGGCCCAGGCGUCGCGCAUCACGGUCUCGGCCUUUCGCGCAGGUGCAGGCCUCGCUGUCAUCCCCAUCGACGACGUGGUGGUCGGCGACUACGUGCUGCUGCAGGCCGGCGAUGCUGCGCCUGCCGAUGGCGUUCUUGUCUCGGGCUCGCUCCAUGUCUCACAGCAGUCGCUCACCGGCGAGCCCGGUACCAUGCACAAGGUCGCACCGCUGUCAGACCACGCUCUCGGGAACGGUGCGCUCUCGCUGGCUCAUCCGUCGUGUGUCUUCCGCGGCUCACUAGUGACCGAGGGCGAAGCUGUUCUUCACGUUCGCGCCGUUGGUGUGGCCACUGUUUACGGGAAGGCUGCCGCCGACAUGGGCGCCGACUCUGGCCGUCUCGCCCCGCUGCAGGUCAAGCUCGGCCACCUUGCCGACAUCAUUGCCCGCCUCGGCUACAUUGGCGCUGCCGCUAUCGCCGUCUCGUUCCUCUUUAAGCAAGUCAUUAUGGACAACGGAUACUCACUGGCCGGCGCCAUGGCCUACCUCAGCACCUGGUCGGUUGCGCUCCACGACAUUGUCACCUCGCUCAUCUUGGCCAUCAUCGUGGUAGUUGUUGCUGUUCCCGAGGGUCUGCCCAUGAUGAUUGCCAUCGUCCUCUCGCUCAACAUGCGCAAGCUUCUUGCCCGCAAUGUCCUUGUUCGCAGGCUCAUCGGCAUCGAGACCGCAGGCUGCAUGGACCUGCUCCUCGUCGACAAGACCGGGACCCUCACCCACGGCACCUUUGUCCCGUGCGUUUUGCACGCACCCGACGGCGAGCCCUAUCCCUCGUAUGCCGCCCUCCCGCCCCAUCUUGCCCGCCUCACCGCCUUUACCAUCCUGCACUCGACCUCGGCAGUGGUCUCCUCCUCGGCAGGCUCGCCUGUUCCGGUCAUUGCCGGCGGAAAUCCGACCGAUCGCGCCCUGCUGCGCUUCUUGCCGGACUCGCUGCUGACUCAGGCCGCUCGUCGCGACGAGGGUGCCCGAGUCAUUGACCAAUUUUCGGCGAUCCAGCUUGCGGUCUCUGCCGAUGACCGCGCCCUCUUCCGUGGUGUGGCCGGGAGCAGUGCUGGCGGCGGCACUCCAUCGCGCACCAGCUUGUCGUCCGAGUCGAUUACGCUCAUCAAGGGCGCGUCUGAAGUCAUCGUCCUGUCCUGCACCCAUUGCUACACGCGCGCUGGAGACGUCGUUCCUUUUGAUGCUGAGCGCCGCGCUCGCCUCCUGGACGCUGUCACUGCCGCCGCUGCCGACGGCACUCGGUUUCUGGCGCUGGCUGCCACGUCGGCGGCUGUCAAGCCGCACUUUUACACCUCGUCCCCCGGCAGCUCUGACGACAAUGGUACCAGCGACACUCCGCGCUAUGCUGUUCCAUCCGGGUGUAUCCUAGUUGGCGUCGUUGGCAUGACCGAUACCCUUCGCCCCGAAGCACCGCGAGCAGUCGCGCUCGCCCAACGCGCCGGUAUCCAGGUCGUCAUGAUCACCGGCGACCGGCUAGAGACUGCUGCCGCGGUUGCGACCAAGGCCGGCCUCCUCGACGCCAACGCCAUGCCGGAGCAGCCGCUCAAAGCCCACGCUUUUGAUCCGGCUUACUCGACUAGCCCGCUGCUCACGUCUGCGCAGUUGGCGCAACUCUCGGACGCUGAGCUCACCGAGCGGCUGCCGCACCUCCGCGUCGUGGCGCGGGCGCUGCCGUCGGACAAGUCGCGUCUUGUGCGUGUUGCACAGGCGUCGCGGAGGCCUCGCCUGGUGGGGCACGCGGAGCCAGUGCCACAGCCGCGGGGACUCCGAGCCUGGCUCGCGGCGCUGCUGUUUGGUCAGGCGCCGGUGCGGCCGUCGUCGCGCGGCAUCGACGCGCUGGAAGCUGGACUGACCAGCCCCGGUGUCUUGCAGUCGCGGAGCUCGUCAGUCCGAGUCGUCGGCAUGUCUGGCGACGGCAUUAAUGACACUGCUGCGCUCAAGCUCGCCGACGUGUCGUUUGCCAUGGGCUCCGGCUCGGAAAUCGCCAAGGAGGCAUCGGACGUUGUCAUUCUCGACAACAACAUCCAAUCGAUCCUCAACGCCACCCUCUACGGGCGUACCAUCUACACCUCGAUCCUCAAGUUUAUCGUCUUUCAGUCCACCGUCAACGUGGCCUCGACCGUCAUCGUCUUCCUCGGCCCGUUCUGUGGCUUUGACUUUCCGCUCACCCUCAUCCAGCUCCUCUGGGUCAACAUGGUCAUGGACACCCUGGCAGCGCUGGCCUUUGGCGGCGAGCCUGCGCUCGAAGCGUACAUGGACGACGCGCCAAUUUCGCGGUCGGCGCCGAUUGUCACUGUUGACAUGGCGGCGUCGUUCCUGGUCAACGGCGCCUUUAUUGCUCUUGCCGCCAUUGCCUUUCUGGUCUGGGACCCAAUUGUCGAGCUGUUCUCCCGGCGGCCGCCGUCUGGGGCGUACAGCUCAGCCGGCGGUGGUGACGCGGCCACCGCCAAGGUGGAGACGCCAUCGGAGCUCGACGCCAAGGGCGGCCCGGUCUUUCUCACCGCCUUUUUCUCGUUCUUUAUCUUUGUCUGCACCCUCAAUGCUUUCAACGUCCGCGUCCCGCACAUCCGGCUCCUCGAAGCGCUCGGCGACAACAGGGGCUUUCUCGUCGUCAUUCCGCUCAUCUUUGUCGUCCAGGUCUCAUUUACGCUCUUCUUUGGCUCCCUCCUCCGUGUCGUCCCGCUCACUCUAGACGAGUGGGCCUGGGUCUUUGGCCUUGCCACGCUCAUCAUCCCAUUCGACAUGGCCCGCAAGGCGCUUCGCGGCCAGGCCGGGCUCAAGGGUUGAUCUUGCGGAGCGCCUUCAUCGUCACCUCGUAGGCCAGGAAGAGCGCGCCAUCGGCCGGGAACGCCCGCAUCAAGCACGGCAGGUAGCCCUUGUAAAACCCGCGCAGGC